Paramuricea clavata is the source of this 1208-nucleotide messenger RNA. Lineage: Eukaryota; Metazoa; Cnidaria; Anthozoa; Malacalcyonacea; Plexauridae. The record is from the annotation of a GenBank genome assembly.
AUGGAGAAUAUUGUUAUUAAAGAUGAGACCGGUAGAGCAAUAGCAGUCCUUUUCUUGGAGAACAAAGUCAAAGAACGUUCACUAUUAGAUAUACGCUUCGAGAUGAUGGAACAGAUAUGUGAAUUCUUGCCUACACCGAAUUUUCAUUUUGUUAGUGUUUGGGGAGUCCCUGUGAGCGCUGUACAGGAAGAAAAAAACACAUUAGUAGAUGCUUUAGACGAUGAAGGUUGUUUGGUUAUUAGACCAUCAAAUGUACCUGUGAAUUUACCAAAUGGAAAUCCUUCAAAAGAAACCAAAACGCCGAAGCAGGACGACAGAAGGGCAGAAGAACCAGAAGUAAGCGAACUAGCCGCUGAAAGCUUUGGUGAACCAGAACUUUCUGAUGCAGUAACCUUGGUAAAACCCGAGAUAAAACCAGCAAAGAAAGCAAAACUACAAAGCACGCUGACGACAUACUUUGGUGUGUCAAGUAAGCCAAAAUUGAUGUGUCCCACCGCGUCUGCAAGAAAGGUUCAUGUCUUUUCUGAGCGUGAGAUAGAACAAGCCACGGGUAUCGAAAAGCAAAGAAAACUGUUUUGGAAUGAAAAGGCGGAGGAGUUGUGUAAAAAUGAGUGUUACGAUGACUGGAAAGCAGGGAAAAUCAGUCAAUUACUGCACGAAAAGUGGAAGCUAAGUAAAGCUUGUUUGGUAGAGAACGAACACGUGGAGAUCAGUAACAAAAUAGACGACAUACUAUCCGGGGAUCCAGAUUUAGUUACAAAAAUAUCCAGUUCAAGAAAAGUUAAAAGUAAAACAGUACAAAAAAAUCUCGAACGCAUUGAAAAGGCAAAAAAAGCAUUGGAAAAAAGUCGCCUAAAUUUACCUGAAAUGAAUGGCAAUAAAGACAAGUGUGGACACGAAAAGAUGCAAAGGAAACAAGAAGCUCAUCGUAAACAUUAUAAAGAACUGCAUAAAGCAGAAGACGCGUUAAGACAAAAUUUGGGAUGCAAGAAAAAAUUUUUGUCAAAACUCAAAACAGAACUUAAUGAAUAACUUAAUACUGUAAUUAACUAUUUCUGGGACAAAGUGCAGUCAAAUUUACAAGUUACAACCAUACCAACACAGCUGACUUACCCUGGAUUCCAGAGCCUUCGACAGUAAAUAAUAAAUUGAAAUGUCGCGAAGGCUCUGGUUCAACGCCCGGGGCGAUUCUUUGAUUAAGCCGCGCC